AUGGGUGAAAUGAAAAAUUUAAAGCCACAGUUAUAUAUUGUAUUUGCCCUGACAAUAGUUACUACUUUGGUCGGCCAUGGAGAAUCAGAAAUGUUUAAUGAACACUGUAAUGAGGAAAGCAACUCUACCUGGACAUGUAACUAUAUUCCAAAGGCUGUACCCGAGAAGUAUGUGCAUAUUCGUAUUGUAGACUUUAAGCGAAAGGACAAAAGUGUUAUACUUAACAGUUCGAGUUUUGCUGAUGGGAGCUGGUCAAAAGUUCAAACCUUGGAGUUCAAUGACACAACUGGAAGGGAUUUGACAUGCAUUUUUUCAAGAGAAUGUUUUAAAGGAUUAACAUCAUUGAAAGAAUUAAGAUUUCAUAUGUACUAUUUCUUAUUGCAACGCGGUGUGUUCAUUGGAUUACCAUCAGUUCACUCCUUAGAUAUGAGCAAGUGUUACCGUCUUGUUUUAGAGGAUAUAGCCGAACAACUUAAAGUGCCCAACACACUACCUAGUUUACAGAAACUGUAUCUGUCCGAAGUUGGCGCAUUUCUCAAAGGUAACGAAAUAAGUCUUUCAGUCGUGGAAGCUCUUUCUCUGAGAAACAUAACAUUUCUAGAUAUCAGCAACAUUCAAAUAUCAUUUGUUAAUGCGACGGCGGUAUUUAAACUUUUGAAAUCACUAGAGUAUUUAAAUGUAUCAUAUUCAACAAUCGCAGACACAUGGGGUAAAGAUAUUACACAGGAAGAUAUGUCACAUCUGAAAGUGUUUGACAUAAGUCACACUACGUUACCGUCAAAAUUGAUUCGUAUUUUCCCAGGAAAGUAUGUCAUUGCAAACUCAACAGCCAAUUAUUCCAAUCUCAAUCUGAGGGAUUUAGAUAUGGUGAAAAGUGUAUUUACCCCCCUAGUCAUAAAUGCAAGUGACAUUAUUCCUUCUGCGUCGUCAGCAUGGAUUUAUAACAGUACUAUCAUAAUUGAUGAAGAAUUAAACUGGAAAGUAAAGCAGUUGAUCUUUAGACAGAACAAUCUAAGAUACAGUGAUCUUCUUGUAAAAUGUCCACUAUUUAAAUUCACAUCACUUGCUCAUCUGGACUUGUCAGAUAAUAAACUACAAAUGCUUCAUCCAACGACGUGUAUGCCAAAAUUAGAAUCAUUUGACUUAUCUCAUAACGAUUUGUUCCGGAUGCUAGAUAAUAAACCAGAUCUGUUUGAAGUAUUGUUUUCUGCAUACACUAAACUACGAGUCAUUAACCUGUCUAACAAUGGACUUCCUAUGGUACCUCCAAAAUUAUUCAAAAACAGUAAAGAUAUUGAAAUCAUUGAUCUCUCUUACAACAAGCUUGAGCAAUUACACCUCGAUCUAAUGGACUUACAUCAUCUCCGUGUUCUCGAUGUGAGCAAUAACAUGAUAAAGAUACUGGAUGAAGUGUCCAUCAAAGAUUUAAACGAAAUUCCAUGUGCAAAGUUACUGACGUCUGGAGAAAACCAAUGUUCAGUCGUCUUCACAUCAAACCCAAUCACAUGUUCAACCUGUGAUAGUAAGCCUUUCAUCGAAUGGCUUUCUAACACAAGGAAUGUCAACACGAAAGCACAAAGUCUCUCUUGCACUAAUGAAGAUGGUUUGACUGUAAACAUUGACGAAUCAGUUACAAGAAAAGUUAAAAAUAUUUGUUAUCGAAGAAAGAUUAUUAUUGUGUCGAGUGUUUCUACAGGUGUAACGUUGUUGACAAUUACUAUGGUUGUGUCAUUUGUUUACAGAAGAAAACAAAAGAUCCACAAAAAGCGAAAAAGGGAGAAUAUAGUAAACAAGCUAAUCGAAGGUGAAGGACAAUUCGAAUUUGUAGUUUUUCUGUCGUACAGCAGUAGAGAUGAUCAAUUUGUACAAGAAAACGUAAUUGAUCACCUCAGUGAGAGUCUUCAAUUGAUGACCGGGAUAGAUAGGAAUCUUGUCUGCACGGGAGACCAGCAUUUACGCCCUGGCUUCAUGGUACAUGAUGAGACCAUAAAAUGCUUAGACAGAGCUUCAGUUAUCAUAAUUGUCGUGUCAAAUAACUACUGCCGUAGUGCAUAUUGUCAAAAUGAGUUUGACCAGGCCUAUAUACAGAGAAAGCCAAUAGUUCUGAUGUUGAUUGAACAUGUGGAGGAGGAACUAAUGAUGCCUACACUGAGGCAACUAUACAAGAGGGAUGUUCGGAUAUUGUGGACAGUUGAGAAUGGACAAUAUGUACUGAAGACUACAUGGGAAAAUGUGUGUAGAUCAGUUCUGGAAAAAGUUCAAGUUUAG
Mercenaria mercenaria is the source of this 2268-nucleotide messenger RNA. Its product is annotated as toll-like receptor 8. The transcript has a single exon. The record is from RefSeq and is a predicted model, not a curated record. Lineage: Eukaryota; Metazoa; Mollusca; Bivalvia; Venerida; Veneridae. Gene Ontology annotation, cellular component: membrane. Bases 1 to 2268 code for a protein of 755 amino acids. Gene Ontology annotation, biological process: immune response; toll-like receptor signaling pathway. Gene Ontology annotation, molecular function: protein binding; transmembrane signaling receptor activity.